GUGUUGCUUUAUGACGACGUCAAAUUGUAAUCUUGAACAUGUUGCAUUAAAAAAACGGCAAUCUAGCCACACAAACAAUAGCUCUGUCUUGGACAAUGGAGGAUGAAACGCAGAGAACUGUUUUAGAAAAGCUGAUUGAGUAUGGUGACAGUGUGCUUGAAGAGGAUUCACCUCAUCAAACCACGAAGAGGAGGAGAGCAGGUCAUCACCGUGGCAACACAAUAGACGAUGCAGUCCUCAAAGAGAAAAAGAAGAUGAAGAAAAAAAAAGAAGAAGAAAAAACUCAUGUCUGUGAAUGUAUCAAAUAAAACAUUUGGCAAAGAAAAGCCGAACUCCUUGAAGAGUUUUGAGGAAGAACUGAGAUUAUUCCAGGCAUCGCAAAAGGAGAAGAACGUGGAGAAGGAAAAAAUCACUGCGCUAGACAGAAGGAAAGAUGAUGAUGAACAAAGGAGAAAGAAAAGGAGAGCUCCUGAAGUGGUUGUAUUUAAUGACCCUACCAAGAGGAAAAAGGAGAACCUAGCCAAGCCUGAGGGUAGGCCUGGACCCAAGGGAAGAGAGAUCCCCGAAAGAGAAGUAGACCUAGACCUCGCUAGGCACGAGGUUUGGAAGUUUGGCAUAAGUGGUUUGUCCUUUGGUGAUAAGGAGAAGCAUGAAGCGGCUAAGGCAGUCCAGCUGGGUGCAAAGCCGCCCAAGAGAGCGUUUGUGAACUACAAGGAACUCAUGGAAACCAAAAGGCUGAAGAAGAUUGAGGAGACGCAGCAGAGAGAGAUCGAUCGACAGAUGGGAAUGAAAACAUCAAAGAAGAAAGAAGAAAAGAUACAGCUCCAGAAUAAAGGCUUCUGGACCGACAAGACGCAGAGGAAAGGGGUCUAUGUGGACGGGCAGCUUGGAAAAUACAAGAGGGGUGUUCAAGUCUUUACAAAGAGGGACAUGGCACAGAUUAAAAAUCAGAAAGGGAGAGGUCAAAGGUGACAUGAAGGUCAAAUUUCAUAAGGACAUCAUUUUUUAUCUUUCCUUCAUUUUUAAAGCCUGUCUUCACUAAUGGGGCCAGGAGGGAUUAGACCUCCCUGAGUGGUCACCUCAUCGAAUCAGCUCUCAAUUAAAGCCUCGGUCACAAAUGCCAUUACGAACUGCUACGAAUGCCGUACAAUUUUUAAACAAUGGAAAUUCAACGGUGAUUCGUACGAAAUAAUCGUCUGACGAAGCUCUGUGACCGCUGCAUAACAUAAGAAAAAGGGGAUCAUGGGGGACCAAUGGGUACCGCUUACGCAUUGUUUGCUAUAUAGAGGGCGCAAGUAGCUACAAGUAGUGCAGUCCCGCUUUAGAGAGCUUUUAGUGCAGGAGGACCAAGUUUUUUUUAAAUGCAUAUCAGGGAUUAUGGUUUUGGUUAGUCAAUGAAAAUAUUCAACAAUAUGAAGAAGAUCUCGAUGAUGAAGACUACAAUGCUGAAAAGCUUGUUUAAAUUUGGCUAUAAUGCAAUCUCUUUUAAAUUCAUUUUUUAUUAUGAUUAUUAUCUUGUACUUUUAAUCAUUUAGUCCAAAGUUUGUUGGAUUUUCCUUCCCAGAAUUUUAUGGCACAUACUAACAUAUUUCAAACGGAUUUAAAUACCAUUCAUUUUCUUUGAGCCUUUAAAUUUUUAUUGUUUUUUUUUUUAAUAGUAAGUCCUUUUUAACAAGCUGUAAUGUUUACUACACAUGCUCAAUGCCUUAAUUAAAAAAAUCUUUGCUGUAAUGCAUUUUUUAUUAUCAUUUUUUUCUGUAGCCAUUUGAGUCCAAAGUUUGUUAGAUUUUUCUUAUCAGAUUUUAUGGCACAUAUUAACAUAGUUCAAACAGAUUUGAAUAUAUAUCAUUUAUUAUCUUGUGCCUUCUAUUCUUAUUUUAAAUAGAAAGUCCUUUUUAACAAGCUUUCAUUUUUACCACACAUGCACUGCUAGGUACUAGGACAACAGAUCAAAAUGUUCACUUUUGUCUUGAUUUGCCACUUUUUUAUUCAAUAUGAAGGUUGAAAAACAGGAUUUUCCUUCUAGAUCUCAUAAAUAACACUAUGUACAUUAUCUACAUGUACAAACAUUUCAAAAUACAUUGAUUCAAAAUAUGAAUAAAGAAAUAUACAGCAUAUCAUCA
Molecule: messenger RNA, 2123 nt
Organism: Strongylocentrotus purpuratus (purple sea urchin)
Lineage: Eukaryota; Metazoa; Echinodermata; Echinoidea; Camarodonta; Strongylocentrotidae
Exons: 6
Coding region: 286-972 (228 amino acids)
Source: RefSeq, a predicted model, not a curated record